UUCCGUCAAGGAAGCGUCUCGCAAUAUUUGUCUGGCCAAUGUAGCCGUACACGGCGUGGACUAGUUCAAUGACAUUCAGUUCUCGUUUGAGAAGAUUUUGUAAUUUGCCAUAAAAGGAUCCAGAUAUGGCAUUAAAAUACGUGGUUAGAUCGAUCAGAACAGAACUCUCAAAGGUCUGCCUCACGCAGCAUGUGCAGUCAAUACACACGGGAAGCAUCCUUUCAGCUGCUGAGAAAGCCCUUCUGAUUAAACUACGGAAAAGUACCGGCUACACCUUCAUCAACUGCAAGAAAGCCCUAGAUAAAUUUGAUAAUGACAUAAAACAAGCAGAGAGCUGGCUACACGAACAAGCCCAGAAGGAGGGCUGGAGCAAGGCCAGCAAACUGGAGGGUCGGCAAGCUAAGGAGGGUCUGAUCGGCCUUUUUGUAGGAGACAAGGCUGCAGUCAUGGUGGAGGUGAACUGUGAGACAGACUUUGUUGCCCGUAAUGAAAAAUUCCAGCAGCUUGUGAAGGAUGUAGCUUUUGCUACUAUGGCUCACCACCGCAGUAAGAACCAGGGCCAGACUGGCUAUGUCAAGAGUGUGCUGGCAGCCGAUCAGCUCUCCAAACUGAAUGUGGGUGAAGGAGCUUUGCUAGCUGAUCAGCUUGCUCUUACAAUAGGUCGACUAGGAGAGAACAUGUCAGUUAGACGUGCAGUGGCGGUAGGUGUGCCUGCUGACUGGCAUAUCGGGUCAUACAUACAUGGAGGCGUGGCCAGUCAGACUGACAUGGCUAUGGGGCGCUACGGUGCCCUGGUGGUGUUUCGGGGGGGCAAGGAUGGGGCACAAGAAACCCUGGGCCGCUUGCUAGGCCAACAUGUGGUGGGGGAGUCCCCAGUAUCCCUGGGGAACAUGAAUGACCUUCCCUGUGGUGAGACAGAGACACGGCUGCUCCCUCAAACCUUCCUCCCUGACCCAAGUCAGACUGUGGCCCAAUACCUGAGGGAGCAGGGGGCCCGAGUGUUGGACUUUGUUCGCUUUCAGCGUGGUGAAGCAGACACUAAAGGGGUUGAGUGAAAGGAACCUCAGAAUUGUUAAUAAUGUUUUAUAUUUUCCUUUAUUCGUUACUGAUUUGGCUUAGGUGCAAAGGCACUGUCCAGUGUCAAACAAACCUGUUUAAAUCGAAUCUGUAUAAGUCAGAAUUCUUAAUAUAUAAUACACCACACCAUGUUGUUUGAUGGAUUGAAUCAUCAUCAAAAGUAAAUAAAAUAUAUUGUACGUCA
Molecule: messenger RNA, 1261 nt
Organism: Osmerus eperlanus (European smelt)
Lineage: Eukaryota; Metazoa; Chordata; Actinopteri; Osmeriformes; Osmeridae
Gene: tsfm
Product: Ts translation elongation factor, mitochondrial
Exons: 6
Coding region: 126-1055 (309 amino acids)
Biological process (GO): mitochondrial translational elongation
Cellular component (GO): mitochondrial matrix
Molecular function (GO): translation elongation factor activity; protein binding
Source: RefSeq, a predicted model, not a curated record